Molecule: messenger RNA, 3613 nt
Organism: Myotis davidii
Lineage: Eukaryota; Metazoa; Chordata; Mammalia; Chiroptera; Vespertilionidae
Gene: GPR176
Product: G protein-coupled receptor 176
Exons: 3
Biological process (GO): G protein-coupled receptor signaling pathway
Cellular component (GO): plasma membrane
Molecular function (GO): G protein-coupled receptor activity
Source: RefSeq, a predicted model, not a curated record
CACAACGGCAGCUGGGUCUCCCGGAACGCCAGCGAGCCGCGCAACGCGUCGGGCGCCGAGGCGGCGGGCGCCAACCGCAGCAGCGCUCUCGGGGAGCUGGGCGAGGCGCAGCUGUACCGCCACUUCACCACCGCCGUGCAGGUCGUCAUCUUCGUAGGCUCGCUGCUCGGAAACUUCAUGGUGUUAUGGUCAACUUGCCGCACAACCGUGUUCAAAUCUGUCACCAACAGGUUCAUUAAAAACCUGGCCUGCUCGGGGAUUUGUGCCAGCCUGGUCUGUGUGCCCUUCGACAUCGUCCUCAGCAGCAGUCCUCACUGUUGCUGGUGGAUCUACACCAUGCUCUUCUGCAAGAUCGUCAAAUUUUUGCAUAAAGUCUUCUGCUCUGUGACUAUCCUCAGCUUUCCUGCCAUUGCCUUGGACAGGUACUACUCAGUUCUAUAUCCUCUGGAGAGAAAAAUAUCUGAUGCCAAGUCCCGGGAACUGGUGAUGUACAUCUGGGCCCAUGCAGUGGUGGCCAGCAUUCCAGUGUUUGCAGUGACCAAUGUGGCCGACAUCUACGCCAUGUCCACCUGCACCGAAGUUUGGAGCAACUCCUUGGGCCACCUGGUAUACGUUCUGGUCUAUAACAUCACCACGGUCAUUGUGCCUGUGGCUAUGGUCUUCCUCUUCUUGAUACUGAUUCGACGGGCCCUGAGUGCCAGCCAGAAGAAGAAGGUCAUCAUAGCAGCACUCCGGACUCCACAGAACACCAUCUCUAUCCCCUACGCCUCCCAGCGGGAGGCCGAGCUGCACGCCACCCUGCUUUCAAUGGUGAUGGUCUUCAUCUUGUGUAGCGUGCCGUAUGCUACCCUGGUUGUCUACCAGACUGUGCUCAACAUCCCUGACACUUCUGUCUUCUUGCUGCUCACUGCCAUCUGGCUGCCUAAAGUCUCUCUGCUAGCAAACCCUGUGCUCUUUCUUACUGUGAACAAAUCUGUCCGCAAGUGCUUGGUAGGGACCUUAGUACAGCUACACCACCGGUACAGUCGCCGUAACGUGGUGAGCACAGGGAGCGGGCUGGCCGACGUCAGCCUGGAGCCCAGUGUGCGCUCAGGAAGCCAGCUGCUGGAGAUGUUCCACAUUGGGCAGCAGCAGAUCUUUAAGUCCACGGAGGAUGAGGAGGAGAGCGAAGCCAAGUAUGCUGGCUCUGCUGAUCUCCAGGCCAAGGAGAUACUUAGCACCUGCCUGGAGGGAGAGCAGGGGCCACAGUCUGCGCCCCCUGUGCCACCUCUGGGCACAGUGGACUCUCUAUCCCAGGUGGCUUCAGCAGCCCCUGUGGAACCUGAGAUAUUCCCUGGCAAGUAUUCCCUUCAAUUUGGUUUUGGUCCUUUUGAGUUGCCUCCCCAGUGGCUCUCAGAGACCCGGAACAGCAAAAAGCGGCUGCUGCCCCCCUUGGGUAACACCCCAGAAGAGCUGAUCCAGACAAAGAUGCCAAAGGUAGGCAGGGUGGAGUGGAAGAUGAGUAGAAACAAUAAAGUGAGCAUCUUUCCAAAGGUGGAUUCCUAGUAAGGAUUGAAAACCCCUGGGAGCAGCAGGGAGCUCCCCUACUCUGGCCUGCCCUUCGCUCUGGCCCUGUGAUUUGUACGAUCUCAUUGCAACCAGAAUGGGUUGACUUUUCCUGGCUGGGCCAGAUGCUUUUGAAUGAGAGGGAAAUCUAUUUGAAGUCAAUGUCUUUUUAUUGAGAGAGUAUAUAUAUACUUAUCUCAGUGAUUCAUGUCCUUAGUAAGUCCAUUUUCCUCUUUGUGGAGACAAAAGUUGGGCAUUGUGGACUAGGUCUUGGGGUGGGUACCCCAUGUGUGUUUUCUGGGGACCCUCAGUUCUCGUAGUCCAGCAGAGAAUACACAGAGAGAAAAGGCAUCCCUGAGCUCAAAGGAGCAGGGCCACUCCAAGGGAAGCCCAAGAUAACUAUGGAGUGGUGUGGACACAAAGAAAAUGCCUAUUUGAUGGACUUAAGUAUGUCAAAUAUAUUUAAAAUUGAUCUGUACCUUCAGGGAAGAUAGGGACUUGACAUUUGACACCUUUUCUUUAGAAGGCCCGAUCAUAGGUCUCGCAGUUCCUCCCAAUGCCCGUCAUCCUUUUCACUGGGAUGUGGAUAAGGAACGGCCCUUCUGCCCACAUUUGACAGACAUGGCAGUAGACGUGCCUGGUGGUGAGAUGAUCUAUCGUUGGUUUUCCUGACAUUCCCAGGCAUCACUAUGGCCUCAGAAAGACAUGUCUGCAGGUUUGGUUAGAAAACACUGCAAGCUCUUUACUAUGUAUUCCCUCCCUUAUGUUAUUUUAUUUAUUUAUUUAUUUUCAACAAAUGAGAGAGAAGCUGCGAGGUAGAGAAGAAAGACACUGUAGUCUUGUCCACACACUGUAGUCUUUUCUGUUCCCACUUGAUCUUGCCUGAAAGGUGCUACAUAGCAGUCAUUAGAAGUAACGUAUAUUGAAAAAAAUGAUCUCAUGCAAACUUUUGUAAUUCAGAGGUGAUUUUAAAAUGCAAAGCUAGUGUAUACUGGGUCCCCUGGAAACAUCAAGCUAAACUGCUUGAUUAGGAAAGGUGGUUCUGCCCAAAAGGGUGGGAGAGGCUGACAAGAAUGGUCCCCUUCUGAGGAGGGCUCCAGACACCGGCUGGCCAAUCUCAUUUUCAGUCCGUUUAUGCAAUUGUGAUUUCUCCCUUCAUUUUGGACACAAAGGAGGAACAGAACAGGGAAAAAGAAUUAAUCGUAAAAUGCCAUGGCAACAUCUAGUAGCCCAGGUGAGCUCUCCAAUUCCUCUUUCCCAGAGUGGAUAGAAGAGGGAAGACAGUGUCCUCAUGACUAGACCCUGGGGGCGCUCCCAGGCCAUUCAAGGCCUCUCAUGCAGUUCACCAGGCUGAAUGCAAACUGCAGAGGACACCUCACUCCUCCGGAGUGCAAACUGGGUGCCGGCCGCUCUCUCUCGGGCAUUGUUUUUGUUAAUAGUAUGCAAGGGAGCCCAUCCAGUGCCUUGAGAAAGGAAAGUGGGCCUGCUCACCGCAUCCCCGAAGCCAUCCUCUCCUUAAGCCACACUGGUCCUUGUCCCUUGGAGGCAGCCCAAGACUGUGUAAGGAGUCGCCUUUUCCUCUCCUCUCCCGAGUGUGAUGUCUUAUAAUUCCUGACUGUGACCCUGACCCUUCCUCUGUGUGUUUUGUCUCCUCCAAGUGUUGUGUUCUCCGGGACUGCCACUCCCUCCCCAGGGCCGCCGCCUCCGGACCCUGUGUGCAUGCCAUCUGCAGCUCCUUGCCCUGAUAGUUAAUACGUGGCCCUUCAAGCUUAUCUUUCAAAACCUGCACAAUUGCUGCAACUUUCGUCAAGGGGAAACAUAAUCUGUCAGAAAACUUGUGUCUACUCUAGAAGAAUCUGUCAAUUGUAGCCACUUUGGUGUCGUUCUGAUAAUGUGUAUGUACAACUGAAUAAACUCUGAUGAGGCGGAAUUUGGAAGGUAUUUCUUCUGUAUGUUUGAAGCAAAUGGUUGACUUCUAACAGGUCAUUGUCGGGUGUAUUUCUAUACAUACUCUCUGAAGCAUUACGUUUUAAUAAAAAAUUGAAAAGCAGUUUCUGAACUCAAAAAA